Molecule: messenger RNA, 2400 nt
Organism: Penicillium robsamsonii
Lineage: Eukaryota; Fungi; Ascomycota; Eurotiomycetes; Eurotiales; Aspergillaceae
Product: isochorismatase family protein family
Exons: 1
Coding region: 1-2400 (799 amino acids)
Biological process (GO): DNA repair; DNA alkylation repair
Cellular component (GO): nucleus
Molecular function (GO): dioxygenase activity
Source: RefSeq, a predicted model, not a curated record
AUGAGUGUCUUCUCAUUCGGGGAUCUGCCCACUAUUCAGACCCGAAAGGCCUUGAUAUUACUUGACUUUCAGAAUGACUUUGUCCGUCCAUUUGGCGCUCUACAUAUCCCGAAUACACCAGAUAUCCUCGAAACUCUCCCACAACUCGCAUCUGCAUUUCGUCGAGUCGGUGAUGUAGUUUGGGUGCGCUCACAAUAUGAAUCCCCUCAGACCAUCGUUGACUGGAACUUUGGUGAUCGCAUUGUCCUAGACAGACAACCGCCGCGCAGAAAGCAGUCGCCCACUUCGGAUAUAAUUGAAGUUGGUUCGGAUCGUGAUUCACCAGAACCCGUCGACCCUGAAGCCUUCCUCUCCGCCGACUCUUCGCCAUGCUGUGACCCGAGUACCCCCGGAUAUCAGUUCCCCGCACCGAUUCUGGCCGCCAUCAACCCCCAGCAUGACACCGUGGUGGACAAAACAGGAUACUCCGCCUUGGAGUCCCCCGGCCUGGUGCUAUCCUUUAGGACACACUUUGUGACUGAGUUAUACCUUUGUGGCUCGUUGUCGAAUGUAUCCGUGUUUGCAACCGCUCUGGAUGCUGUCCGCAAUGGGUUUUCGGUAACUCUUGUGGAGGAUUGCUUGGGAUUCCGCGAUUUCCAGCGGCAUCAAGAAGCCAUGCGACGUAUGGCGGAUAUCCUGGGAGCAACUGGUAUCACCGCUCAGGAGCUCAUCCAAGAGCUAGAUUGGGAUGAAACUGAGGCAAUUGCUCGCCAAGGUGCACCACAGCCUAAGAGGUCAGCAACUGCAGCUGGCCUCGAGAGCGUCAUGGAUAGUCUAGAAUUCUGGAAUACCGUGGACCCCUCUCCCACAGAUGACUCUCAGGAUCCAGAGGAGCCGAGUCUUUCGAAACUCGUUACUCCUUCUCGUGCGCAGCGCGCUACUGCUGCUGCGCAGGCGCGGGGUCCGGAAGAAGGGCAAAAGAAGGUGCGUGCGCGCAUUCGUCGCCCGAAGCGCCGAGAUGCCAUACCAGCGGAGAGAAAAUCUGCGGAAUGUCAAACCAAGAUCGGGGAGGGCGACUCACGCCUCGUCACCAACGUCAAACUGGCCGCAGAUUCCUUUGAGCGUAUACAGGCGGAGGUAGAUUGGCAAAAGAUGUACCAUAUGUCGGGCCAAGUUCCCCGAUUGGUUGCAGUCCAGGGUCAAACUCGACCCGAUGGAGCCAUAGCCAUAUAUCGUCAUCCGGCAGACGAGUCUCCGCCCUUCAAGCCAUUUACCUCCACGGUUGAUGAAGUGCGCAUGGCUGUUGAGCAAAUACUAGGCCACCCCCUGAAUCAUGUACUCAUUCAACUUUAUCGUGAUGGACAGGAUCGCAUAUCAGAGCACUCGGAUAAGACGCUGGAUAUUACGCGAGAAUCCUUCAUUUGCAACGUCAGCCUAGGUGCCGAGCGUGUAAUGGUCCUCCGUACCAAGGCCUCGGCAUCUGAGCCCGAAGCAGGCGUGGAACCACGUCGGACAGCGCAGCGUGUGCCGCUUCCUCAUAAUUCACUUUUUGUGCUGGGUCCAAAGACGAACAUGCGAUGGCUUCAUGGCAUCCGGGCAGACAAACGGCCCAGUGCAACCAAAUCUACCGAAGAGCAAGCCUACGGUGGUCAGCGCAUUUCCCUUACUUUUCGUCAUAUUGGCACUUUCAUCGACCCUGUGGCUAACACCAUCUGGGGACAAGGGGCUGUCAGCAAAACAUUAGAACAGGCACGCGCCGUGGUCCAUGGGGAUCCUGCUGAAGCAGCACGCCUCAUUACUGCCUUUGGCCAAGAAAAUCGUGCCACCGAAUUCGAUUGGGAUGCCGUGUACGGCGGAGGAUUUGACGUGGUCAACUUUGUGACUACAUCAACCGGGCAGCUAUUACUUGGCUGUGAUCUUGUGGCCAACUUGCGUGUGCGUCUCUGUCUGGGGGAAAAUGGCGUCCGGUACCGAUUGACAACCAACCAUGAGCAGGGGCUCGCACAACUCGAGGGAUACCCAAUAUAUGAAACGCCUGAUGGAACAACAGUCGCGGGCGACUCUGUUAUCCUAGCAUAUAUGGCCAACCGAUCUGCCGAGGCCUCAUGCCCAGGUGUAGAUUCGUUACUCGGGGGCAAUUUCUUGUCAACGAUUGACGAGUUUCUGACAUACUGGCGUCAGCACCGUGCGACUAAUUCAGCUAGUAGGUUUGAAUACGGGAUUGAGGAUUGGGAUCGUACUCUGCAGGGACAACACUACCUAGGAGGUUCCGUGUUUACCAUCGACGAUUGCUCUCUAUGGCCAGUUCUGCGGGAUAUUGUACAGACUCAGGGUACAUUCGACGCUCGAUUCACGAGCUUGAAUCAAUAUUAUCACCGAGUCGAGAAUCGGGGUAUCGUUCGGUCUAUCCUGGAGGAAUGA